AUGAAUCUAACUGUGAAGCUCCGCAGAAGUUUCAGAACACUGGUCAUUCUCCUGGCAACCUUCUGCUUAGCAAGCAUCAUCAUUUCUGCCUAUUACCUCUACACUGGCUACAAGCAGGAAAUUGCCCUCGUGGAAACUACCGGAGAAGCAGAGUGUGAAGAUCUCAAGCUUCUACCAUACAGGUCCCUGGAGCUGAAAACAGCCAAGCCAAUUGAUCCUUCUAGAACUGAUCCCACUGUCCUCCUGUUCGUGGAAAGCCAGUACUCCCAGCUGGGGCAAGACAUCAUAGCCAUCCUUGAGUCCAGCAGAUUUCAGUACCAUAUGGUCAUCGCGCCAGCCAAGGGGGAUAUUCCCCCUCUCACAGACAAUGGAAGAGGAAAAUACACAAUUGUUAUAUAUGAGAAUAUUUUAAAAUAUGUAUCCAUGGACUCGUGGAAUAGAGAGCUUCUGGAAAAAUACUGUGUGGAAUACAGUGUUAGCAUAAUUGGUUUUCAUAAAGCCAACGAGAACAGCUCCCCAAGUACAAAACUGAAAGGAUUGCCGUUGCAUCUUUACAAUAAUGUAGCCCUCAAAGACUGUGUGGUAAACCCUCAGUCUCCUCUGCUGCGCAUUACCAAAGCACCAAUGGUUGAGAAAGGUCCACUGCCCGGUGAAGACUGGACAGUUUUCCAGUUUAACCAUUCCACCUAUCAACCUGUGCUUGUAACGGAACUGCAGACCUCCAGACCACCCCCCACAGCGUUGCCAAUGGCUGCUCUGUAUGCAACCGUCAUCCAAGACUUGGGACUUCAUGAUGGGAUACAAAGAGUCCUUUUUGGAAACAACCUGACCUUCUGGUUGCACAAGCUGAUCUUUAUUGAUGCCAUCGCUUUCCUUUCGGGGAAGAAGCUCACACUGUCCUUGGAUAGGUACAUUCUGGUUGACAUAGACGACAUCUUUGUUGGAAAAGAGGGAACAAGGAUGAAAAUCAACGAUGUGAAGGCUUUACUAGAGACUCAAAAUUUACUGCGCACUCAGGUUGCAAAUUUUACCUUCAACCUUGGAUUUUCAGGAAAAUUUUACCAUACAGGAACAGAAGAGGAAGAUGAAGGUGAUGACCUGCUGUUGAGGUCUGUAGAUGAGUUUUGGUGGUUUCCCCAUAUGUGGAGUCACAUGCAGCCUCAUCUCUUCCACAAUGAGUCAUCAUUGGUGGAGCAGAUGAUCCUCAACAAAGAGUUUGCAAUA
Molecule: messenger RNA, 1224 nt
Organism: Pterocles gutturalis (yellow-throated sandgrouse)
Lineage: Eukaryota; Metazoa; Chordata; Aves; Pterocliformes; Pteroclidae
Product: bifunctional heparan sulfate N-deacetylase/N-sulfotransferase 4-like
Exons: 3
Molecular function (GO): hydrolase activity; heparan sulfate N-sulfotransferase activity
Source: RefSeq, a predicted model, not a curated record